UAUUUGUUUGAAUUCUCAACCAAAUACAUUUUGAGUACUCUGAAUCCUUGGUUCUCCCAAUGAGCGAGUGACUGCAUUUUCCAAGUAAUUGGCUAUUUUCUGAGUUCCAAUCAAACUCAGAAUUCGCCAACUUCUCUUCUAAUCCAAUUGCCAUAAUCUACAACAAACUGAAAUUUGAAAAACCUUACUAACAUGGCAAUUUGGGUAUUUGGGUAUGGUUCUUUGAUCUCAAAAGCUGGCUUUAACUACGAUGAACGUCUUGUUGGUUUCAUCAAAGGUUAUCGACGUGUCUUCUACCAAGGUUCUACUGACCAUAGAGGAACCCCUGAAUUUCCUGGAAGAACAGUCACACUGGAACCUGCGGAAGGAGAAAUUUGUUGGGGAGCUGCUUACAAGAUCUCAAAAGAAGAAGAUCAAGAAAUUGCUUUAACAUAUCUGGAAGUAAGGGAGAAGCAAUACGAUCGAAAGGAAUAUGUGGAUGUUUUCACUGAGCUUAAUGCUACAACGCCAGCCAUUUCUAGGUCAUUGGUAUAUAUAGCAUCCCCAGACAAGAAAGCUAAUGUAAAUUAUUUAGGUCCUGCAUCUGUUGAAGAGAUUGCAAGGCAAAUAGUUCAAGCUGAAGGUCCUUCUGGACCUAAUAGAGAGUAUCUUUUCCUACUUGAAAAGGCUCUCCUUCAAAUAGGUUCCGAUGACAAGCAUGUUACUGAUCUUGCAAAUGAAGUCAGGCGCAUUAUUUCAGAAGAACACUGAAUGCUUCAUUGUUAUUAGCUUGCACCAGACACUCUGAGACUUUUGAGCAAACCCUUUAUUUAUGAUCCAUUGGAAACUUCAAUUCUUUCAAGAAUGGUAAUGGAGGACAAUAUUUUUCUCUAGUUAUGCCUAUAAAUAUAAUCUUCUAAUGUAAUAAUAUGUUUCUGUCUUGGAUAUGAACAAUGCUAUAUUAGAACCUUAUUACAAUGCAUGCAGCUCAGUGAUUUGCUCUUGUUGGUCCUAAUUACAAAAACAAAAAUCAAUUCUUAAGAAUUCAUUGUUGGAA
Messenger RNA from Vicia villosa (hairy vetch), 1036 nucleotides. RefSeq names its product gamma-glutamylcyclotransferase 2-3. The record is from RefSeq and is a predicted model, not a curated record. The coding region runs from base 193 to 750 and encodes 185 amino acids. Gene Ontology annotation, cellular component: cytoplasm. The transcript is spliced from 8 exons. Gene Ontology annotation, biological process: glutathione catabolic process. Gene Ontology annotation, molecular function: glutathione specific gamma-glutamylcyclotransferase activity; gamma-glutamylcyclotransferase activity. NCBI's taxonomy places the organism in Eukaryota, Viridiplantae, Streptophyta, Magnoliopsida, Fabales, Fabaceae.